AUCACCACACUCCGAUCCUCCCAUCCACCACCCUUAUGCUCUUCCUUCUAACACCUCUGCUUCUCCUCGUAAACGUACACCUUCUCCGGCCAUAUCUCUAAACUAUAAUAACCUACAUAUUCCUUUAUUUCUAUGGCCACCAACACUUUCCACAAUCACCACUACUCUCUUGGUCUCAACCGCCACCACUCUACCACAUAUGACAACAUUCCUCCUCCUUCCGCCACCACUUUCUUCCUUAAACCCACAAACACCACCUUAACCUCCUCCCCUCUCUCUUCCCAUCACCACCUUCACUCUCUCGCCAUCUCUUCCACCAAAACCUUCUCAGUUUCUCCCACUACCUCGUUUUCCACUCCUUCUUCUUCUUCUUCCUCCAAGUUCGACAUCCUACAGCAGCACCUCUCCGCCCAAAACUUCCGCGAAGCCGACGAAGAGACUCGCCGCCUCCUCAUCGUCCUCGCCGGCGAGGCUGCCCAAAAGCGAGGCUACGUCUUCUUCUCCGAGGUCCAGUUCAUCCCCGAAGCCGACCUCAAAGCCAUUGACGACCUGUGGAGACAGCACAGCAACAACAGGUUCGGCUACUCCGUCCAGAAGAGGAUAUUCUUCGACAAGGUCAACCAGGACUUCACCAACUUCUUCAUCAAAGUCGGGUGGAUGAAGAAGCUCGACACCGAGGUCGACCAGUACAACUACAGAGCUUUUCCUAACGAGUUCAUAUGGGAGCUCAACGACGACACACCCGAGGGUCAUCUGCCAUUGACUAAUGCUUUGAGAGGCACCCAGUUGCUCAAAUGCGUUCUAAACCAUCCAGCCUUCAAGAACACCCCAGAAGAAGAAGAAGAACGACUACUCAAAGCGGCCAUUAUUGAAGGUAACAAAGCAGCAGCUAGUAGUAUUGGUGGAGGAGGGUUGAAAGGGUUAAUAGAUGGAUCCAAACCUCUCAACAAGAGGGUGCUGAAAUCAGACUAUAGCUUUUAAUCGAUUCACAACUGCACAGGAAUUUGAUGAUAUAGAUUCUGGGUUUCAUCUGUAAUAACUUGAUUGCUUCUACCUUUUUUUCUUCUUUUUUUUUUUACUUUAGUAAUUUAUUUAAGGUCUUUCUUGCUGGACAAGUGGAAGUAUGCUUUUACAUAGAAUAUGAUGAAUACCUAACCUGUUUGUAA
This is a messenger RNA of Fragaria vesca subsp. vesca, 1166 nucleotides long. Its product is annotated as tetrapyrrole-binding protein, chloroplastic-like. Gene Ontology annotation, molecular function: tetrapyrrole binding. NCBI's taxonomy places the organism in Eukaryota, Viridiplantae, Streptophyta, Magnoliopsida, Rosales, Rosaceae. The record is from RefSeq and is a predicted model, not a curated record. Gene Ontology annotation, cellular component: chloroplast. Gene Ontology annotation, biological process: chloroplast-nucleus signaling pathway. The transcript has a single exon. The coding region runs from base 133 to 981 and encodes 282 amino acids.